Molecule: messenger RNA, 4782 nt
Organism: Ostreococcus tauri
Lineage: Eukaryota; Viridiplantae; Chlorophyta; Mamiellophyceae; Mamiellales; Bathycoccaceae
Product: unnamed product
Exons: 1
Coding region: 1-4782 (1593 amino acids)
Source: RefSeq, a predicted model, not a curated record
AUGGACGCGGAAAAGGGAUACGCCGCGGACGUUGCGGUUGGAGUGCCGCGACAAUCGAACGCAUGGAGCAUCUGCAGCGCCGGUGUUGGCACGGCGGGGGCGUUGGCGGCCAUCGUUGCCGCCGCGAUGGUGGGCAAUCUGAAGGAAUGCUCAACCGAUCCCACGCCGGGCGCCACCGUCGUCACCAACUUGGCGUCUGAAAUGAAGAAGGUUGAUCACAGCGGCGCGCAGCCGUGGUUGCAACACGCGUACGCAUCCGUCGUGGGUGCCAUCGAUGACCACUACACUGAGUGGUCGGCCAAGGUGAAGCCGAUCGGCUGGCACACGGCGCGCCUGGCGGAAUCCGGCGACGCCUCCGACGGCGCCGGUAACCCUGAAUUCAAGUACAUUGGCGACGGUAAGGAUGGUAAGACUGACUGGGGCUUCGGUCCGCUCGCGCCGAUUCUCACCAUCGGCGAGGCCGAUGCGAACACCGGCUACGUGCCGGUCGGCGUGCCGGACGGUCUCGGCGUCAUGCGCAAGGACAUCGACACGCUUCGCGUCAUUUUCCAAGCCGAAUCUUACGGCUACCUUUCCGGUGGUCGAUCGUGGUUUAUGCCCGUGAACGGCAACGGCGCCAAGUUCACCGGUUCGCACGUGUCGUACAUCGACUACCGCAUGCCGACCAGCGCGGCUGCAUACUCCACGUCGGAUCUCACCAAGCUCUCGUACGGUUUUGCCACCACGGCGGAUUCAAACGCCGUCAGCGCGGCUCCCGCCGUGAAAGAAGCUGGGUCCUUGUUCACUGAAGUCUACAACAUGAAGGGCGAAAUGGUCGUCGCGCGCAGUGGCACGAACCAAAUCACCGUGGGCGCCCACUUAGGUGACACGUCCGUCGAUGGCCACUACGUCACUGAAGACAUCGCCAACGCCGACGCGGUUGCCUCCAACGCGUGGACGUUCCACUCCUUCUGCUCGUCUCACCUCGAAGAAGCGCGACAGUGGUCCGGUUCUGCCUCCGGCGUCACGUACGGCGUUGAAAACGACAUGUGGGUCACCGUUGAAGAAUGGACGGAUCUCGAUGCCGCCAAGACUGCGACGCACGGCUUCGCCGGUCUCACCGCGCACGUCAUCGACAUCGCCUCGAAGAAGCUGUACGCGACCGGCGCUUUCGGUCAAGGCGGCUUUGAGAAGGUUGUCGAAUUCAACUGCGGCCACGAAGACUUUGUGUGCUUCUCUCCUUCCGGCUACAACGGCAACUUUGGUGGCGAUGCCAUGAAGACCGCCAUCGUCGACCGACGCAAAGCCAUCGCGGCGAAGCGCCCGGAUGGUAAGGACUGGGUGUACCCGCAAAACGUCGUUCCCGCGCGCAUUUACGUCGGACGUAAGGGCUACAAGGCUGACGGCACCAAGUGCGGCGCCUCGUGCACGUUCCUCGAGCGCAACGGUCUCGAGUUUGGUCAACUGUACGGCUACGCCGUGCCGACCGCCACGACUGAUCGCGACGCGUGGCACAAGGGCAACGUGCGCACCGCAUCAACGCCAACGCACACCGUCGCUGGUAAGUGGGCGAAGAUCGCCUGGCAGUUCAACUCGUCCAAUGUGAAGAACGUCGAGGAGUCCGACAUGUUCCACUGGCAAAUCGAACCCGUUCUCCCCAGCGGAGUCACUGGCUACAAGUUCUGGAACGCCAAGGGUAACGAUGCGGCCGGCGCCAAGACUGAGCACAACUCUCCAUCUCCGGUUGGUGAGCAAAAGUUUGUGCAAGGCUCGACUGCUGGCUACUUCGGCAUCUAUGAAGUCCAAUCAAUGGUGUCCCAACUCAACGGUGCCGCCGCGGGCGGUUUCCCGACGCACUUCGAUGGUACCUACGAAAUGAUUGAAGGCGAGACUGACAUUGACACGCGCGUCAACCUCUGCGCGGACGGCACCGGAUGCAUGCAAGGUCAAACCGCCAACGGUCGCACGCAAAAGUACAUGAACGACGGCACAGAGAAGCGCACGUUUGAGGACAUCGACGGUCUCGAAUGGAUCGCGGCCAAGACGACCGCGGCGGGUGCAAACAGUGUCACCCUCAAUGGCAAGAAGUACGCGUACGACGACUACUUCGUGAUCCAAGAGGAUGGCGGUAACAGGUACGGCGAGCGCCUCAUGGUCGCCAAGAUGCCGGCGGCCAACACGAACGCGACGUACGACUUCAUCGCCAUGGCUGGUGGCAGCUUGAACACGCGCAUGAAGGCUGGUGUGUCCGUUCCUCCGAACACCUUCAACAGCGCGACGAGUUCUGAGUUCUCUGGCGUCGCCGACGCCUCCGGCGCUCUCCGUCAAACCAUGAUGGGCGGUGCGGCUCGCCGACUCGCCGAGCUCGACGUCGCCAUGAACGAAAAGACCAUCCUCAUCGGUCUUCAGCAACACUCCAUCCGCACAGGUGUGGUCAGCAAAUUCGGCGCCGAUCGCGGCGGUCAAAUCUACAUGUGGGAUGUCGUGAACGUGGAUCGAACCAGCUCGCGAACGUGGUCGCAGCGCGAUCAAAACGUUGAUCGCAGCGGCGCGCAGCCGUGGUUGCAGCACGCGUACGCAUCCGUCGUGGGUGCCAUCGAUGACCACUACACUGCGUGGUCGGCCAAGGUGAAGCCGAUCGGCUGGCACACGGCGCGCCUGGCGGAAUCCGGCGACGCCUCCGACGGCGCCGGUAACCCUGAAUUCAAGUACAUUGGCGACGGUAAGGAUGGUAAGACUGACUGGGGCUUCGGUCCGCUCGCGCCGAUUCUCACCAUCGGCGAGGCCGAUGCGAACACCGGCUACGUGCCGGUCGGCGUGCCGGACGGUCUCGGCGUCAUGCGCAAGGACAUCGACACGCUUCGCGUCAUUUUCCAAGCCGAAUCUUACGGCUACCUUUCCGGUGGUCGAUCGUGGUUUAUGCCCGUGAACGGCAACGGCGCCAAGUUCACCGGUUCGCACGUGUCGUACAUCGACUACCGCAUGCCGACCAGCGCGGCUGCAUACUCCACGUCGGAUCUCACCAAGCUCUCGUACGGUUUUGCCACCACGGCGGAUUCAAACUCUGCCAGCGCGGCUCCCGCCGUGAAAGAAGCUGGGUCCUUGUUCACUGAAGUCUACAACAUGAAGGGCGAAAUGGUCGUCGCGCGCAGUGGCACGAACCAAAUCACCGUGGGCGCCCACUUAGGUGACACGUCCGUCGAUGGCCACUACGUCACUGAAGACAUCGCCAACGCCGACGCGGUUGCCUCCAACGCGUGGACGUUCCACUCCUUCUGCUCGUCUCACCUCGAAGAAGCGCGACAGUGGUCCGGUUCUGCCUCCGGCGUCACGUACGGCGUUGAAAACGACAUGUGGGUCACCGUCGAAGAAUGGACGGAUCUCGAUGCCGCCAAGACUGCGACGCACGGCUUCGCCGGUCUCACCGCGCACGUCAUCGACAUCGCCUCGAAGAAGCUGUACGCGACCGGCGCUUUCGGUCAAGGCGGCUUUGAGAAGGUUGUCGAAUUCAACUGCGGCCACGAAGACUUUGUGUGCUUCUCUCCUUCCGGCUACAACGGCAACUUUGGUGGCGAUGCCAUGAAGACCGCCAUCGUCGACCGACGCAAAGCCAUCGCGGCGAAGCGCCCGGAUGGUAAGGACUGGGUGUACCCGCAAAACGUCGUUCCCGCGCGCAUUUACGUCGGACGUAAGGGCUACAAGGCUGACGGCACCAAGUGCGGCGCCUCGUGCACGUUCCUCGAGCGCAACGGUCUCGAGUUUGGUCAACUGUACGGCUACGCCGUGCCGAACGCCACGACUGAUCGCGACGAGUGGCACAAGGGCAACGUGCGCACCGCAUCACCGUCAACGCACACCGUCGAUGGUAAGUGGGCGAAGAUCGCCUGGCAGUUCAACUCGGCCAAUGUGAAGAACGUCGAGGAGUCCGACAUGUUCCACUGGCAAAUCGAACCCGUUCUCCCCAGCGGAGUCACUGGCGUGUACAAGUUCUGGAACGCCAAGGGUAACGAUGCGGGUGGCGCCAAGACUGAGCACAACUCUCCAUCUCCGGUUGGUGAGCAAAAGUUUGUGCAAGGCUCGACUGCUGGCUACUUCGGCAUCUAUGAAGUCCAAUCAAUGGUGUCCCAACUCAACGGUGCCGCCGCGGGCGGUUUCCCGACGCACUUCGAUGGUACCUACGAAAUGAUUGAAGGCGAGACUGACAUUGACACGCGCGUCAACCUCUGCGCGGGCGGCACCGGAUGCACGCAAGGUCAAACCGCCAACGGUCGCACGCAAAAGUACAUGAACGACGGCACAGAGAAGCGCACGUUUGAGGACAUCGACGGCCUCGAAUGGAUCGCGGCCAAGACGACCGCGGCGGGUGCAAACAAUGUCACCCUUAAUGGCGCUCCGUACACGUACGACGACUACUUCGUGAUCCAAGAGGAUGGCGGUAACAGGUACGGCGAGCGCCUCAUGGUCGCCAAGAUGCCGGCGGCCAACACGAACGCGACGUACGACUUCAUCGCCAUGGCUGGUGGCAGCUUGAACACGCGCAUGAAGGCUGGUGUGUCCGUUCCUCCGAACACCUUCAACAGCGCGACGAGUUCUGAGUUCUCUGGCGUCGCCGACGCCUCCGGCGCUCUCCGUCAAACCAUGAUGGGCGGUGCGGCUCGCCGACUCGCUGAGCUCGACGUCGCCAUGAACGACAAGACCAUCCUCAUCGGUCUUCAGCAACACUCCAUCCGCACGGGCGUGGUCAGCAAAUUCGGCGCCGAUCGCGGCGGUCAAAUCUACAUGUGGGACGCCGCCAACUUUUAG